This is a messenger RNA of Drosophila grimshawi, 433 nucleotides long. It is a transcript of the gene Acbp6, whose product is annotated as acyl-CoA-binding protein. Bases 143 to 391 code for a protein of 82 amino acids. Gene Ontology annotation, molecular function: long-chain fatty acyl-CoA binding. The transcript is spliced from 2 exons. Lineage: Eukaryota; Metazoa; Arthropoda; Insecta; Diptera; Drosophilidae. The record is from RefSeq and is a predicted model, not a curated record. Gene Ontology annotation, biological process: fatty acid metabolic process.
AACGCAGUCUCCUCCAUGAUAAGAUUAACCAAAAACAACGGCUGAUUUUGUUUGGCGCCUGAUAUAUAUAUAACUAAGCAAUGUAUGAGCUCUCCCAAUUUGUGUUCGUUAGCCAGACAUAAUAAACCAAUAAAACACAAACAUGUUGACUUUUGAGGAAAUCGUUGAGAAGGCAAAGAACUUCACCAAGACUGUCAGCAAGGAGGACUUCUUGGAGUUCUACGGCUACUACAAGCAGGCCACAGUUGGUGACUGCAACAUCGAGGUGCCCACGGAUGCAGAAAAGAAGGCUCGCUACGAUGCCUGGAAGAGCAAGGCUGGACUUACCGCCGAGGAUGCCAAGAAGCACUACAUCGAGGUGUACAAGAAAUACGCCGCCAAAUACCAGUAGAAUGUGCAUUUAGAAAAGUUUGCGUGUCGAUUUUUGGGAACU